Molecule: messenger RNA, 333 nt
Organism: Juglans microcarpa x Juglans regia
Lineage: Eukaryota; Viridiplantae; Streptophyta; Magnoliopsida; Fagales; Juglandaceae
Exons: 1
Coding region: 1-333 (110 amino acids)
Biological process (GO): regulation of DNA-templated transcription
Source: RefSeq, a predicted model, not a curated record
AUGAGCUCAACCUCAGAGAAGCACCAGAGUAGUAAAACCUUCCUGAGAAGAACCAGAAGAACCAACUCGAGAAGACGGCUCCAUGCACGUUCUUAUAGAGAUCGGAGAAACUGCUUCAACAAUGGUGGGCGGACAUGCUCCGAAAUCUCAGCCAAGUUGGAGGCCCUCAAGAACCUUAUUCCAGUAGGCAGUAAUGGCGCCGAGAUAAUAAAACCAGACCAGCUGUUCCAAGAAACCGCAGAAUACAUCCUUCUCUUGAGAACCCAGGUCGUGAUGUUGCAGAGACUCCUUGAGUUUUAUGGGUCUAGUGGGAGGGAGACUGUUGUACUAUAG